Molecule: messenger RNA, 1762 nt
Organism: Brassica rapa (field mustard)
Lineage: Eukaryota; Viridiplantae; Streptophyta; Magnoliopsida; Brassicales; Brassicaceae
Product: myosin-4
Biological process (GO): actin filament organization
Cellular component (GO): actin cytoskeleton; myosin complex; membrane
Molecular function (GO): actin filament binding; ATP binding; microfilament motor activity
Source: RefSeq, a predicted model, not a curated record
GAAAUUGCACUCAGUAACCACAAAAAAAAACAAAAUUCACUACCUAACUAAAAACACCCCCUCUCUCCUACUUUCUCUUCCUAUCUCUCUCUACUCUCUUUCUCAAAAUCUAAUUUCUCUUUUUUUUUUGGCUAUUUAGCAAAUAAGCCCAAACGUUUAUGUGAUUAAUAUUAUUUUUACAAAUUGUCUGUUCAGAGAACAAAGCCUUUGGUGUUUAUGCGAAGCUGAUAUCAAAGGAGUUUCUAGUGCCGUGUGAACCAAAUCUAAGGACUAAGACCAUCUUUAUCGCUAGGUCCUAAGUGAGUUUUUAAGCAAAAUAGUCCAUUUAAUUAAAUCAAAACAAAAUAAAAAUGGGCUUACCGAUCCUUAACUAAGGUUUUCUGGGAUCGGUUUUGAAGUGUGUUUUUCCACCACGUGUCAGCAAAAGAAGGCACAAGAUUUUUUUUUUCUUUUUUUCUUUUCUUUUCUCUUUUGUUUCAUCGUCUUCUCCGUCGAAACUUCUCAAAUCUUCCCAGACUGAAGACGAGUAAGUUGGCUGGAGCUAGCUCUUUCAAGACGUUGAAGGAGAUCGAGAUCUCGUGGAUGUUUUGUUGUGGGGUUAUGGUGAAGGUCGCGUAGUGGACGAUGGCUUGGAGCUGGAUCGGUGUCGCUGAGUAAUCAGCCGCUGCGGCCACCGAUCGGCUUUUGGCGCUUGCGGUGGAGCAGAUGAAGAAUGCGUCGUCGGCUUCACCAAUUCUUAAAGAGAAAUUGAAGCUUAAAGCAGCAAGUGAAUACAAUUAUUUGAACCAGAGCAACUGCUUAACAAUUGAUCGCAUUGAUGAUUCUCAGAAAUUUCACAAAUUGAUGGAAGCUUUCAACACUGUUCAGAUUCCUCAAGAAUAUCAAGAACGUGCAUUAGCACUGCUUGCAGCUGUAUUAUGGCUAGGGAAUGUAUCUUUUGAAGUCAUUGACAAUGAAAACCAUGUGGACGUGGUAGCAGAUGAAGUUGUCACUAACGUAGCUAUGUUAAUGGGAUGCGACUCAAAAGAGCUUAUGGUGGUUUUGUCUACAUGCAAGUUCCAAGCUGGUAGAGAUUGCAUUGUUAAAAGACUGACACUGCCACAGGCGACUGAUAUGAAGGAUUCCCUAGCAAAAAUCAUCUAUGCUAGCCUCUUCAACUGGCUUGUUGAGCAAAUAAACACUUCACUUGAAGUUGGUAAAUUAAGGACACGAAGAUCUAUUAGUAUCCUUGACAUAUAUGGUUUGUGAGCCAUUGCCCUUUAAUGUGUUUUUCUUUCUCCAAUUCUAUCUUUAAUUUUUUUUUUUUUUUAAGAAACCUCUUAUUAAGAAACUCCCAUUGGAGCAAGAAAAUUAGGUGAUUCUUAACUAAAUUCCUUAACUAAAAUUUAAUACUUAAAUAAUCAUUAAGAAACUUAAUGGGUUUCUAGGGAUAAUCAUGCUCUUAAGAUGUUGAUUCUGUGAAUAUACAUAUGCAUGAAGAGCUACAGAAAGCAGACGUUUAUGAAGCAUUUGAAGAUGAGCAUUUGAAGAUGAUAUGAUGAACUUUACAAUCUGAUAUUACAUUAAAAAAAAAACUUCAGAAAACUGAAAAAUCCAAGCUCUUGAAAACAAUGGACAGAAUCACAACUUGUAAUCGAGGCCAGCUCGUCGAUGGAGAUGGAACUAUGAUUAGUUUGGUCCGUCGAAGACCGUCGUAACCCUAUUAACAAACCCCCCCAAAAUAACGUUCACAAAACUACCUUUUUUACUUUUUCCCAAAUUG